Molecule: messenger RNA, 414 nt
Organism: Sphenostylis stenocarpa
Lineage: Eukaryota; Viridiplantae; Streptophyta; Magnoliopsida; Fabales; Fabaceae
Source: the annotation of a GenBank genome assembly
AUGAAGGCAUUGCAGGAAUUAGUUCCAAGCAUUAACAAGACGGACAGAGCAGCGAUGCUUGAUGAAAUUGUGGAUUAUGUGAAGUUCCUAAGGCUCCAGGUUAAGGUCCUGAGCAUGAGUAGACUGGGGGGAGCUGGUGCAGUUGCACAACUUGUGGCUGAUGUUCCCCUUUCUGCAGUGGAGCAGGGGGAGGACAUAGAAGGUGGAGCCAAUGAGCAAGCCUGGGACAAGUGGUCCAAUGACGGUACAGAACAACAAGUUGCUAAACUUAUGGAAGAAGAUGUGGGAGCAGCAAUGCAAUUUCUUCAGUCGAAGGCACUUUGUAUCAUGCCCAUAUCUCUAGCCUCGGCUAUUUUUCGUAUGCCCCAAUCAGAAUCAUCAACAGUCAUCAAGCCUGAAUCAAACAGUCACUGA